ACGGCGGCGCGCGGAGCGGGAGGAGGGCGCGACCGGCGGGCGGGCGGGGCGCAGCGCAGCGCGCGGCCUCGGGCUCCCUCCGCGGGCCCUCGGCGGCCGGGCGGCUCAGGCCGGGACCAUGGCGCUGCGCGCCCGGGCGCUGUACGACUUCAGGUCGGAGAACCCGGGCGAGAUCUCGCUGCGCGAGCACGAGGUGCUGAGCCUGUGCAGCGAGCAGGACAUCGAGGGCUGGCUCGAGGGCGUCAACAGCCGCGGCGACCGCGGGCUCUUCCCGGCCUCCUACGUGCAGGUGAUCCGCGCGCCCGAGCCCGUCCCCGCGCCGGACGGCGGCCCCGGCGCCCCGGCCCGCUACGCCAACGUGCCGCCCGGCGGCCUCGAGCCCCUGCCGGCCGCGCCGCUGGGCGCCUUCCAGCCGCCGGGCUCCUUCCAGCCGCCGAGCUCCUUCCAGCCGCCCCCCGGCGCGGGCCUCCCGUACCCGGGGGGCGCCCUACAGCCGUCGCCCCAGCAGCUCUAUGGCGGCGGCGGCGGCUACCAGCCCAGCCAGGGCAGCGACGACGACUGGGACGAGGAGUGGGACGACGCCUCCACGGUGGCGGACGAGCCUGGCGCGCUGGGCAGCGGCGCCUACCCGGACCUGGACGGCUCGUCGUCGGCGGGGGGCGCCGGCCGCUACCGCCUGUCCACGCGCUCCGACCUGUCGCUGGGCUCCCGCGGCGGCCCGGCGCCCGCGCAGCACCAGCCGUCGGGGGCCAAGAGCUCGGCCACCGUGAGCCGCAACCUGAACCGCUUCUCCACCUUCGUCAAGUCGGGCGGGGAGGCCUUCGUGCUGGGCGAGGCCUCGGGCUUCGUCAAGGACGGGGACAAGCUGUGUGUGGUGCUGGGGCCCUACGGUCCCGAGUGGCAGGAGAACCCCUACCCCUUCCAGUGCACCAUCGACGACCCCACCAAGCAGACCAAGUUCAAGGGCAUGAAGAGCUACAUCUCCUACAAGCUGGUGCCCACGCACACGCAGGUGCCGGUGCACCGGCGCUACAAGCACUUCGACUGGCUGUACGCGCGCCUGGCCGAGAAGUUCCCCGUCAUCUCGGUGCCCCACCUGCCCGAGAAGCAGGCCACCGGCCGCUUCGAGGAGGACUUCAUCUCCAAGCGCAGGAAGGGCCUCAUCUGGUGGAUGAACCACAUGACCAGCCACCCGGUGCUGGCGCAGUGCGACGUCUUCCAGCACUUCCUGACCUGCCCCAGCGGCACCGACGAGAAGGCCUGGAAGCAGGGCAAGAGGAAGGCCGAGAGGGACGAGAUGGUGGGCGCCAACUUCUUCCUGACGCUGAGCACGCCGCCCGCCGCCGCGCUGGACCUGCAGGAGGUGGAGAGCCGCAUCGACGGCUUCAAGAGCUUCACCAAGAAGAUGGACGACAGCGCGCUGCAGCUCAACCACACGGCCACCGAGUUCGCGCGCAAGCAGGUGACGGGGUUCAAGAAGGAGUACCAGAAGGUGGGCCAGUCUCUGCGCGGCCUCAGCCAGGCCUUCGAGCUGGACCAGCAGGCCUUCUCCGCCGGCCUGAACCAGGCCAUCGCCUUCACCGGAGACGCCUACGACGCCAUUGGCGAGCUCUUUGCGGAGCAGCCCAGGCAGGACCUGGACCCCGUCAUGGACCUGUUAGCGCUGUACCAAGGCCACCUGGCCAACUUCCCGGACAUCAUCCACGUGCAGAAAGGCGCGCUGACCAAGGUGAAGGAGAGCCGGCGGCACGUGGAGGAGGGCAAGAUGGAGGUGCAGAAGGCCGACGGCAUCCAGGACCGCUGCAACACCAUCUCGUUCGCCACGCUGGCCGAGAUCCACCACUUCCACCAGAUCCGGGUGCGCGACUUCAAGUCCCAGAUGCAGCACUUCCUGCAGCAGCAGAUCAUAUUUUUCCAAAAAGUGACGCAGAAGCUGGAGGAAGCUCUCCACAAGUACGACAGCGUGUAGUGGCCGGACCGCGGAUGGGGGACUCCUCCAGCUCGAGAAUAAUUCCCGCAGCAGAACAGAAGAAACUGCUGUCAGGGGGCCAUGGCCAGCGCUCGGUGGCGGCACAAGGCUGGUUUUGUGUUGACUGGAACUGGGCUGAAUUCAUAAUG
This is a messenger RNA of Phyllostomus discolor (pale spear-nosed bat), 2118 nucleotides long. RefSeq names its product sorting nexin 18 (gene SNX18). Gene Ontology annotation, cellular component: plasma membrane; cytoplasmic vesicle. The coding region runs from base 119 to 1969 and encodes 616 amino acids. The record is from RefSeq and is a predicted model, not a curated record. NCBI's taxonomy places the organism in Eukaryota, Metazoa, Chordata, Mammalia, Chiroptera, Phyllostomidae. Gene Ontology annotation, biological process: cleavage furrow formation; protein transport; mitotic cell cycle. The transcript has 2 exons. Gene Ontology annotation, molecular function: phosphatidylinositol binding; protein binding.